This is a messenger RNA of Chelmon rostratus (copperband butterflyfish), 2020 nucleotides long. RefSeq names its product splA/ryanodine receptor domain and SOCS box containing 3b (gene spsb3b). The coding region runs from base 32 to 1387 and encodes 451 amino acids. Gene Ontology annotation, biological process: proteasome-mediated ubiquitin-dependent protein catabolic process. NCBI's taxonomy places the organism in Eukaryota, Metazoa, Chordata, Actinopteri, Chaetodontiformes, Chaetodontidae. Gene Ontology annotation, cellular component: SCF ubiquitin ligase complex. The transcript is spliced from 7 exons. The record is from RefSeq and is a predicted model, not a curated record. Gene Ontology annotation, molecular function: protein binding.
CGGUUGGAUACAGAGGCACACGAGCAUUCCAAUGAGCCACUGCAAGACAGUGUACAGGAAGAUCGCUGUAAGCUGGUCGAAAAGCACCGGGUCUGCUGUCCACAGGGCUGCCAUGCUGAGAAGAGGCAGGAGCGGCCGGGCUCGGCAUUUGGCCUGGAGCGAGACACGGCAGGAGACAGAUGCCAUGGCAGUGAUCCAGACAUCGGACAGGGAGGAAUGGGAAGGCCAGACAUCCACGCAGAUCAGCGAUCCGGAGUCUGAGGUGGAUUACCUGCAGAGUUCUCAGACCGUGUCCGAGGUAGCGGCCUUGCCCAGCACGGUGCCGGUGAUAGGCGAGUCUUUCUGCCAGUGUGACCGACAGGAGGAGCUCAGCCCUGGCCUCUGCGACUCCAGCGACUGCCUCUGUGGGGAGGAGGAUCAGGGCUUUGAAUGGGAGUGGGACGAUCACUUCAAGUCUUCCGGAGCCUUCCUCAGCUGUGACAACAGGAAGGUGAGCUUUCACACAGACUACAGCUGCGGCACGGCUGCCAUCCGCGGCACCAAGGAGCUCACAGACGGCCAACACUUCUGGGAAAUCAAGAUGACCUCUCCUGUCUAUGGAACCGAUAUGAUGGUUGGAAUUGGAACUUCAGAGGUGAACCUGGACAAGUUUAAAUACAGCUUUGGCAGCCUGCUGGGCCACGAUGAAGACAGCUGGGGGCUCUCCUACACAGGUCACCUCCAGCACAAAGGGGACAAAGUGAAGUUCUCCUCUCGGUUUGGCCAAGGCUCCAUCAUAGGAGUGCACCUGGACACCUGGCACGGCACCCUGACCUUCUACAAGAAUCGGCACUGCAUAGGUGUUGCUGCCACUAGGCUACAGAACAAGAAGUUCUACCCCAUGGUAUGCUCCACAGCAGCCAAAAGCAGCAUGAAGGUGAUCCGUGCCUGCUAUACACCCACCUCCCUGCAGUACCUCUGCUGUGCCCGGCUCCGCCAAAUGUUGCCCUGCUGCCCAGACAUCAUUAACACUGUGGAGCUGCCCCCAGGCCUGCGCACCCUCCUCCACACACAGCUAGGCUGGUUGUUCAGCCUCAGCAGCAGCAGCCCUGAAGCCUCGGAGCAUCACAGGGACUCGCCUGAGGAUUUCGAGGAGGAGAUGAGCCUGCCUCUGAGCCGCAGCCCCAGUCCCAUCCCCAGCCCGGUCUCCACACUGAGUGCCUGCGCCUCCCCGAGCCCCUACUCCAGCCCGCUCCCUGACACAGUCCCGUACCAGUGCCCCUGUCAAACGUCACCUCAGACUCAACCCUGCACUUGCCACUGCCCUCCAACCCCUCCCAGCAGCGACUACGACAGCUGCUGCUCCGAGCCGGAGGAUUACCAAUGCAAAAGAUGCCGCUGGACAUGACUCAGCAGUCGAAACGUAGAUGUAAGUGUUUGGUACACAGCUAUUCUACCAUUGCCAUCAACAUCUCCUGUUGGGAGCCACAGAGAUAAGAGCAAUCUCGUCGUUUAGCCAAUAUUUCUUUAUUGACAUUUUGAGUGGAUUGUUGCUUAUCGUGUUUAUACAGUGAGUUUAUGACACUCAAAGAGUGAGUAUGUACAGAGUGAGAAGAUAUUAGAGUGACGUCUGGGUCAUUCAUUCUGAUUUUAGCCAAUUUCUAUUAUAGGGUUAUCCUGAGCCGUUUGUACUGCUCUGGUUUUUGUGCUCCAUUUUGUAAAACAUGCCAGCCACUGUCUUUGGAGGCCUAAAUUUGCCAGAUUAGACAAAAAAAAAAAAAAAGGAAAGAAUUACACUGUAAAUCUUGUGUAUGCUUAUUACUCUCAGGGAUAGACUCCAGGGGGAAAGGAGUUGCUUUUUGAUACUGUGGAAAAUACUUUUUGUACAGUAAAAUGUGUUUUAUAAUCAGCAUUGUGGCUUGAAUAUCAACAGCGGUUGUGUUCUUGCUUACAAGAGGAUUUGUUUUUCUAUUUACAGUCGUGCUUUGUUUAUGAACUUUGUUACUCAGGAAAUUCUCCAAAAUAAAACAAAUGAAAAGUU